AUGGAGUGUCCUGGAUCUAAGGGUGAUUUGAUCAUCUUCAAAAGAUCUUUAUAUGACCAUUAUGCUGUAAAUGUCGGCAAUGAUGAGAUMGUACAUCUUGCUUYUAUCGUCRAUASCCCACGUAGCGSCGACAUCGUCGAUGGUUCACMAUUAUUAUGCUSUGCAAAUUUUAAAAUGACAAUAAUUAAGAAAGAAAAGUUCAAAGACUUUUGCAAACCAGGAGAUGUAGCAGAAUUUGAAAGCCUCCCGACGUCUUUUUCAAGUGAUGAAAUUGUCGAAAGAGCUUUGUCUAAAGUUGACCAAGAAGGAUAUAAUAUACUCUGGAAGAACUGCGAGCAUUUUGCGCGCUGGUGUCGCUAUGGAGAGGAGGAAAGCGACACACUGGUAGAGGCUGUAAUAAAGGCUGUCUGUUGUGUGGCUGUUCUCGCUCUCUGA
This is a messenger RNA of Exaiptasia diaphana, 435 nucleotides long. Its product is annotated as lecithin retinol acyltransferase-like. Bases 1 to 435 code for a protein of 144 amino acids. Gene Ontology annotation, biological process: N-acylphosphatidylethanolamine metabolic process. The record is from RefSeq and is a predicted model, not a curated record. NCBI's taxonomy places the organism in Eukaryota, Metazoa, Cnidaria, Anthozoa, Actiniaria, Aiptasiidae. Gene Ontology annotation, cellular component: cytoplasm. Gene Ontology annotation, molecular function: A2-type glycerophospholipase activity; glycerophospholipid phospholipase A1 activity. The transcript has a single exon.